CAGUCUCAUUCCAGUUUAGCACGCAUCUUGGUUUCUAGGCACUACUGGGAGCUUCAAGAGACAAAAGUUCAAGAUGCCAGAGCCUUCGAAGAAAGCAGUUUCUGCAUUUACCAAGAAGCCAAAGACAACAGAGGCAACAUCAGGAGGUUCAGCUAUGUUUGAGGCAGAGACAGAAAAAGCUGGCAUCAAGGUGAAGUGGCAGCGAGCUGGUGCUGAAAUUACUGAAAGCAAGAAAUAUAUCAUCAAAUCUGAGGGGAACAAGCAUUCACUGACUAUCAAUAACAUUGAAAAAGAUGAUGAUGUGACAUAUGCUGUAAUUGCAGGGAGUUCCAAGGUCAAAUUUGAGCUCAAGGUCAAAGAACCAGAAAAGUCUGAAGCAGUCCUUCCUACUGAAGCUUCUUCUGCCUCAGCUGUCUUAGACGCAGACUCUGCUCCAGCUGUUCCAGAUUCACCUCCACCACCACCAGACAGUAUCCAGAAAUCAGUUCCAACUAGUGAAAUUCAGCCAGAACUACCUCUGGAUCUUAUUGGGCUCUUUGUGACCCGGCCUCAAGAUGGAGAAGUGUCUGUUGGUGGAAACAUCACAUUUACUGCCAUUGUGGCAGGUGCCAGCCUACUGAAGAAGCCAUCAGUAAAAUGGUUCAAGGGAAAAUGGAUGAACUUGGGAAACAAAGUGGGGACCCAUCUCCAGCUUCAUGACCACUAUGAUAGAAACAACAAGGUUUAUAUUUUUGAAAUGCAAAUAAUUGAUGCAAAAAUGACAUAUGCAGGGGGGUACAGAUGUGAGGUGUCUACCAAAGACAAGUUUGAUAGCUGUAACUUCAACCUCAUUGUCAAUGAAGCACCAGCAGCUGGAGAUAUGGAUAUUCGAACGACCUUCCGACGCAUGAGCCUGGCAGGAGGAGGGAGACGGAUGUCUGCAGCCUUCCUCAGUGCAGAGGGACAUGAAGAAGGUGGAGAGUUGGAUUUUAGUGCCUUACUGAAAAAGAGCAGCUUCUUGCGCUCAGUAAAUAGAACUGAGGCAAAAACUGAAUCACAGCCCAGUGUUGAUGUCUGGGAAAUCCUGAGGAAAGCCCCUCCUUCUGAGUAUGAGAAAAUAGCUUUCCAGUAUGGGAUCACAGACCUGAGGGGGUUGCUGAAACGACUCAAACGCAUGAAGAAGGAGGAGAAGAAAAGUACAGCGUUCCUCAAGAAACUGGAUCCUGCUUACCAAGUGGACAAAGGACAGAAAAUCAAAUUUACAGUGGAUGUUGCCAACCCAGAUGCUGAUGUGAAAUGGCUAAAGAAUGGGCAGGAGAUCCAAGUUAGUGGCAGCAAAUAUAUUUUUGAGGCUGUUGGGAAUAAAAGGAUUCUGACUAUCAAUCACUGCUCCCUGGCUGAUGAUGCAGCAUAUCAAUGUGUGAUAGGUGAGGAAAAGAGCUUCACAGAACUAUUUGUCAGAGAGCCUCCAGUCCUGAUCAUCCACCCACUGGAGGACCAAAUGGUGAUGGUUGGAGAAAGAGUGGAGUUUGAGUGUGAAGUGUCCGAGGAAGGGGCUACUGUGAAAUGGCGAAAGGAUGGAACUGAGUUAACACGGGAAGAGGCUUUCAAAUACAGAUUUAAAAAGGUUGGGAAGAAGCACUAUCUGAUCAUUAAUGAAUCAACUAAGGAGGACAGUGGACACUAUACUGUAAAGACCAAUGGUGGGAAGUCAGUUGCUGAACUGUUUGUACAAGAGAAGAAGCUGGAAGUUUAUCAGAGUAUUGCAGACCUGACAGUGAAGGCACGGGACCAGGCUGUCUUCAAAUGUGAAGUAUCUGAUGAGAAUGUGAAAGGAAUCUGGUUGAAAAAUGGGAAAGAGGUCGUCCCAAAUGAAAGGAUAAAGAUCUCUCAUAUUGGCAGAAUUCAUAAGCUAACCAUUGAUGAUGUAACCCCAGAAGAUGAAGCUGACUAUUCUUUCAUCCCUGAGGGAUUUGCUUACAACCUUUCCGCCAAACUUCAGUUUUUGGAGAUCAAGAUUGAUUUUGUGCCAAGAGAAGAACCCCCUAAAAUCCAUUUGGACUGCAUGGGUCAGUCUCCUGACACUAUUGUUGUGGUGGCUGGGAAUAAGCUGAGACUGGACGUUCCCAUUUCAGGAGACCCAAUACCCACUGUAAUUUGGCAGAAAGUAAACAAGAACAGUGACAGUGUGCAAAGCAGUGAUGAUUCCAGAAAUCCCCCAAGUACCAGCAGUGAUUUAAGUAAUGAUAAUAAACUUCUCUCUGAAUCUGAAGGUAGAGUUCAUGUGGAGAUGCACGAGGACCACUGUGUCUUCAUCAUUGAAGGAGCAGAGAAGCAGGAUGAGGGGGUUUACAGAGUUACAGUUAAGAAUCCAGCAGGAGAAGAUAAAGCUGAUAUCACUGUCAAGGUUAUUGAUGUUCCUGAUCCUCCAGAGGCUCCCAAGAUCCUCAACAUUGGAGAGGAUUACUGUUCUGUGGAGUGGCAACCCCCUAGUUUUGAUGGAGGGCAACCAGUACUAGGAUACAUCUUGGAAAGGAAGAAGAAGAAGAGCUACCGAUGGAUGAGACUGAACUUUGAUCUUCUAAAGGAGCUGUCAUAUGAAGCCAAGAGAAUGAUUGAAGGAGUAAUUUAUGAGAUGCGGGUUUAUGCUGUGAAUUCUAUUGGCAUGUCCCGCGCAAGCCCUGCUUCAGCACCCUUCAUGCCAAUUGCUCCCCCAGGUGAACCAACCCACUUUACGGUGGAAGACGUUUCUGACAGUACCAUUACCCUGAAGUGGAGACCUCCAGAACGGAUUGGAGCAGGGGGACUAGAUGGCUACACUGUGGAGUACUGCAAAGAAGGAUCUACAGAGUGGGUUCCAGCUAUUUAUGGUCUAACUGAACGCACAUCUACACUGAUUAAAGAUCUGGUCACUGGGGACAAACUCUACUUCCGUGUCAAGGCUAUAAACCUGGCUGGUGAGAGCAGACCAGCAGUAACCAAGGAGCCUAUUACCAUCAGAGAGAUUGUGCAACGUCCCAAAAUAUGGCUGCCACGCUAUCUUAGACAGACUCUGAUGAAGAAAGUGGGUGAGACAAUCAACAUUGUGAUUCCUUUUCAGGGUAAACCUAGACCCAGAGUUACUUGGAUGAAAGAUGGUCAAGCACUAGAGUCCAAAGAUGUGGGAAUUCGUAACAGCAUUACAGACACAAUCCUGUUCAUCCGAAAGGCAGAGCGUCAUCACUCAGGGACUUAUGAAGUGGCAGUUCGAAUAGAAAACAUGGAGGAUAAGGUUACUAUUACCAUACAGAUUGCAGACAAGCCUGGUCCUCCUCAGAAUGUGAAGAUUGUAGAUGUGUGGGGAUUCAAUGUUGCUCUGGAGUGGACACCUCCCCAAGAUGAUGGCAAUGCACAGAUUUUGGGGUACACAAUCCAGAAAGCUGACAAAAAAACGAUGGAAUGGUAUACUGUUUUUGAUCAUUAUCGACGAACAAACUGUGUAGUGUCUGACUUAAUAAUGGGGAAUGAGUACUACUUCCGAGUCUUCAGCGAAAAUUCAUGGGGACUGAGUGAAACUGCUGCAAACACCAAAACUCCUGUCUAUAUCCAAAAAACAGGCACCAUUUAUAAACCACCCAGUUACAAAGAAUAUGACUUCUCUGAACCCCCCAAAUUCACUCACCCCUUAGCAAACCGCUCUGUGAUUGCAGGCUACAAUGCUACACUCAGCUGUGCUCUCAGAGGAAUUCCCAAGCCAAAGAUCUUUUGGUACAAGAAUAAAGUAGAUCUCUCCGGAGAUGCCAAGUACCGUAUGUUCAGUAAACAAGGAGUGUUGACCCUGGAGAUACGGAAACCCACUCCAUUUGAUAGCGGCUGUUACACCUGCAAAGCUGUUAAUGACAGUGGUGAAGCUGAAAUAGAGUGCAGACUGGAUGUCAGAGCACCUCAGUAAAACUCACCAGGUUGGUUCAACAGCAAGUAAAGAGAGUAUGAAGAAUGGAACUUGAAAAGGAAGAAACAAAUACAGGAUAAUCUUAGAUGGACAUAAUUCUUUGCUUAUUUUUAAAUGCCAUUUAGUGAGUGUGUAUUUGGAAGAGGGAUGCAGGUAUUGGGUUUAGAUUCUUACACAGUAUAUGUUGCUCUUUCCAGAAAACCAUUUAAAUAGUACUGGCCCUCAGGAUCAUAUGUAGAAAUGCAAGGAAAGGGAAAAGAUGUUUCCUUAUAAGUAUGGAUCAUCUUUUAGGUCAGAAAAAUUAAACAGUAGAUAAAAGCUCUAGAUACGAACAAUUAGAUAGGAAGUCCGAAAUUCCCUAAUGCUAAAAUAAAUUCUAUCCAUUUCAGCUUAUUAGUUAUUUUCAAAAUUCUGAGAUUUCUGACAGGGCACUCAACUGCUCAGAAACAUAAAAUAUAGUAAAAUCUUAACUGGUUAUUCAUACUAGUGCUUCAACUUUCAUCAUAUCAAAGCCUACAUGCAAGAGACUGCCUUCCUCUUUCAAACUCCAAUAGCCAGCUCUACUGAGUCCAUACAAGUAUUCAUUUUUAAAGUGUCUAGAGAUCCCUGCUUGUCCAAAAUACAGUUUGAGAAUACUUGCUCUUUGCUUACUUGUAUAACAUUGUCUCUGUUAACUAUUCACUAAUCUUCUCAUUUGGAAAAACACAACAACAUAAACCUCUUUUUGUUUUUAGAUGCGUCUUCAGCUGAAUCACAGACCUCAUGAAAAAAAUUUAAAUUUGAGUUAGUUUGUAUUUGUAUUAGGCAGACCACUGAAAGAUAGAGUUAGUAAGCUAUUUGCAAACAUAACAUUUCAAAAGACAAAGCUUGUCAUGAAUUCCAUAAAAAACUUAUUUUACCUUGUAUCACCUUAGAUUUUUUCAUCAUUUGGAAACUAGUUUUACAUAUGUAUCCAGAAGUUAUGUUUUCAGUUGACUCUUUGAGUUUCCAUUAAAAACAAAAAUAAAAUAUAACCCUCUUCCUUCUGGGAAGUCUCCUGCUUACCACUUCCUACCCCUUUUCAGCAUACAGUAAUUGUUGUAAGUCCCUAGGUUAACAUUACUCUUUUUGUAUGUUGGCAUAACAAGAGAAGAUAUUUCUCAAAGAAUCAACAUGAAGAAAUUGAAGUAACACACAACACUCAUAAUUCUCCCCUCUGAGAUAUUCAGCUGUUAAUGGCUUAGUAUUUCUAACACAGCAGAUAGAUUAUGUUACACUGUGGAAUACCCCUUCAUAAUAAAGACACCUGUGCAAUGAAUGCUGGAUUAUGCUGUAUUUUAUUUACACAGCAGAACAGAGGGAUGAAUAAAUAAUCAAACUUUCUUCUAAAACUAGACAUGGCUUUUUUAUAUGGGCAUUUAUCUUCUAUAAAAUGUAUUGCCAUUCACUGGAGUAUAUCAGAAUAUGCAAGUGGAAAUAUAAGGGAAAGUACUUGCAACAUUUUCCCCUAUUUUAUAACCAAUUCUAUUUUUAAUUUUUUAACAUAUCGAACACCAUAUAUAUACAUAAAAAGUAUGUUCAGUAUCAUAGAAAGCUUAUUACCUGAACAAUAUAGCAGAAUUAGGUGAUCACCCAUGGCAUCUGUGUUGACAACGUCUGCAGAAAAGUAAGGGACUGAUUUACAAUGCCACAGGCUUAUAUAGCACCUUUUUAAUCUGAAAAGAGUUGUGUUUUACAGAUUAUAUCUUAAUAUCUGAAGGGCUCUUUGAAUAAUUAUUGCUAUGGAGACAUUGUAGGCCUUCACACGUUAUUUUAAUGUAGGACUAAAAGAGAACACAAAACUUAUAUUCCUAAAGAUGAUGGAGUUUUCCAUGAGGCAAGGAUUUCUUAGGGUAAUAUCUUUUAUUGGACCAACUGCAUGGUUGGAAUAGAGUUAGAUAAGCUUUCAAAUGCAAGACAUUUUCAUCAGGUCUGACCAGAAGGAGACAAGCAAAGAAUAGUAAAGAACACUAUUACAUUCCUGGCUGUUAAAUGUAUUUAAACUACACUGAGGGUAGUUCACUUACUGCAAGUGUGAUUAACAGUGGCACAAAGUGAUUCAACUUGAUGUCUUCAUCAAAGAAAUCUUUGUCCUUAUGCUAUAUACUCAUGAAAUUCCAGUAUGCAAAUGCUAUUAGAAUAAAAAAAUAAAAUCAGCAACAGCAUACUGCAUUUACAUGCAUACAGGAUAAGUGCAUAAUUCACUUACCUGCAUAACACAGUAUUAAUGCAUAUUGCUUGAUUACAACACUUCCAGGUACCUGUGUAUCAGUUAAACAUAUAAACUGAUUAAGUGCAUAUCAUUUUUUAGCCUGUCUACUUUCAGCCUUGAAACUACCAGAUACAAAAGCACUGACAAAGCCAUUAGCAAUACUCAUCAAGUACUGUACUGGUUAAUUGCUUAGGAACUGACUACUUUUUAGCUAAUUGUGCUCCCUUUAACUGCAUCAGAAACAGUGAAAAGGAAGCAGCUGUCAAAAGGCUGCUAUUAGACUUAAAAAUGACAGGGGCUAAUCAGUUUCAUGGCCAUUCUCUCACCUCAUUUUCCAGGCUUAUAAUUAUUAGAAACCUCAAAAAUGAGGAGAGCUAGUCAGUGUCUGGACACCUAAUGCCACAAUAUUGACAGUACCAUGUAAGUGAGAAGUAUUGCUUACAGUGCUGUCAGUGCUCUGGUAUUAGCAGCUCCAGAAUGAACUAGUUUUCUGGGUGUUCAUAGUUUCUAACACUUGUAAUCAAAACUGGUAUUAGACCCUUGAAAACAUGCAGGCAACAGCCUUGAAACUACCAGAUACAACAGCACUGACAGAGCCAUUCGCAAUACCCAUCAAGUACUGUACUUUCUCUUACACAACAUGCACAUUUUUCAAAAAAAUUAGCCACCAGAAAUUGGGGUUCAUACUUAAGCAAGAAAAUACAGUAAUAGCAGCUUCUGCAACAGGAGCUUCUGCUGGGAGAAAGAGAAAAGACUACUGCACAUGCUGCACAAAGGACAACACGGUGAACAGGCAGGGCUAGCUAGCUGCUGGCUAUGGACAGGAGAAGCCCUGCAAGCCAACUUUGCUGCCUGUGCGCAGUAUCACUAUCCCUUUCCCUUGGCAGAAGCUCAUGCUGAAGAAGCUGCUACUAACACAGCAAGACCCUCUGCCCUAGCACCUGGGGCUUGGCUUUGCUGUAUUUCUAAAGCAGAGCAAGCCCUGGGUGCUGGGACAGAGCCUCCUGCUGAAUCAGCUGAGUGGGCUCUCAGCUGUCUCUGCAGCUGCUAGCUAGGAUCAAGCCCACCUAGCAGGCUCUGCUGGCUAUCCACCUAGCUCAGCUCAAGAGAAAAGAGGCCAGGCAGUUUGGCUCAUUCAACAGCAUCUGUGGCAUCCUGAAGCUAGAGCAGCCACAAUGUUUUGCUCUCCCCACCUUACUGCAGCUGCCAGUGUUUUCCCUGGAAAAAACCCAUACUUUUUAGUAUUUUCAAAGAAAAAAAAUCUUUUUCUCUUAAUUAUGCCUUUAAAAACAAGGGGGCAUGUUGUAUGAAAGAAAAUAUGUUAUACUGACUAGCUCCCCUCAUUUUCAAGGUUUGUAAUAGUUAGUCAGCACAGCUAUUAGAAGCCUUAGAGGGGAGCUAGUCAGUUGUACAAUGACUAGUAGCACAGCACAUGGUGUUUAACAAGGAUUGAUUGUUCAUUUUAACUUUGCUUAAGUGCAUCCUCCAGGUGAACAAUGCAUGACCACUAAUGGAAUAUACCAGAUUGAGAUACCAGUGACAGGCAUUUUCAAAAUGCACAAGACAAAAAAGUACUAAAAAGGAAACCUGUUUAUCAUGCAGACUCCAUAAAUAAGUGACUACUAACGAAUGGUCUCCUCUAGCCAAAUGGAGUGAACUGCUACUUCUUGAGUACAUCCAGGAGUACAAAUACAAAGAAGAAUGGGUUGCUUUUUCAGUUUAGUGGCUCCUUGCAAACAUAAUAUAGAAGUCUUAAACAAUAAUAGGGCAAACUGGAGUGAUCCACAUGAAUUAAAAUAAGGACACAUAAUAAAAAGUUACAUUUAAAAAAGCAAUAAACCAAUUUUAAUACUAAAAUGCUAGCCAUUCUUCAGACACUGAAAAAUGCAGAUAACUUGACGUUAGAUAAAUCACUAACUGAUAAUCGUAAGCCAUGUGAUACUACAUACCACAAGCCUAGCCAAUUUAAGAAAAAGCAUGUACAUCCUCCUCAACCACAUCUGAACACAGGCUAUUUCCAACAACAGAACUACACUAAAAAAAUCAGUGACAAAUGAUAAUGUGUUUCCUGCAUGGAAUCUACUCCCUGCUACUAUAUCAACUUGCAAGUCAAGACUGACACCUUGUGGUCUCCUGGAAUGUUCAAUGAAUUUUCUUUUCACCAAGCAACUAGCAUCCUUCUCUUCAUUUGCUAGAUUUCCCCAUCUUUUUUUCCCUUAAACUCAGAUGAAGAAAUCAUUUUAAAGAUACCAAGGCAAAGUUCCACCAUAUUCUUAUUUCUGCUAAGUAUUAUUACAAAACAGUUUUUACUGCUGACCUCUAUCUUGGAAACGAUUUACAAAACAAUAAUACAUUCAUCAAAAAGAAUUAUAUGUAUUCAUAUAUUAGUUAGCUUAUCUGUAAUUCUAAAGCACAUAAGGGUCUGACUGUAACAUGCACUGGAACCAUCAGGGCCAUUAAAACUAAUAUGGCUAGGAAAAUGACCAUAAUUUACGACACAUAUAAUUCCACAAUGCUUGCUUUAAUGCAAGGAGGAGAGGAACUCAAGCAUUAGAAUGUGAGGAAUAAAAGUGAGAGUUAACAACUUAUCUAUUUUUUAUGUCAUUUUUUGGACUUCUUGCCUAGCUGCUGUGUGCAUAUCUGCUUUCAAGGGCAAUGUUUUUAACUGAUAAAAAGGUUUUAAACUAAUGUUCCACAAGGUCAAGAUAUUUUACAUCUAUACCUGACAUGAAGGUGGAUUUUAAAUUCCAUUUGUAUCAGUCAUAACUUCCCCCUUUUCUUUCCCAAGCUGUACUCAUUGCCAAGUGAGGUUAGCAUGAUAUCUGGUGAUUCUGAAAAUAAGUCUGGGGGAAGGGAAGAGGAGGAGGAAUCUAUUUCAAAGGCUUUUAGGCUUGGUAUAUUUUGCAUGCAGAUUUGCUACCAGCUAUCUGGUAUUUCUGUACAGGAGGGUUGUAGAGCCUAUUCAUCCUUUUGUACUAUAAAAAUCUGCAAACAUGCCACAAGUAUCUCUAAUAGUAUUUUUAUACUGUUUAAAAUAUCUUCUUUUAAAUCAAUUACCCAAUCCUUUUGGUACUGUUCCUUACUGCCAUUUUUUCUAAAUCUGAGCAUCUGAAUUAUGUCAAUAGCAGUAACAUUACAUGACUGAAACUUCAGUCACUUUUCCACUCAUAUGCCCAUAAAAUUAUUCAUUUGCUUUUUCUAAUGCCAAUUUGGGAAAGUAGUCCCUGCAGUCAUCUCAGCUCCUUAAGGGCAGGUGCUACUAGCUAAUCUCCCAUGAAUGGAAAUAUGCAGAGGCAGCUCUUGAAUAAGAUUAUUAACACGUAAUUUGUAUAUUGAGUUUAUUGCAUCUACCUGUUGUGGAAUCAGAAAAAAUAUAUGCCUUAAACUUUGAUUAUUUUAGUUAUAAGAUGACAUAACCGCUUUGUGUAGAAUUGCUGGCUCUGUACAGUAGAACAGAUAAGGACAAGUGUUUGUUCUUUGUAACUCUUCUGCAACUGCUUCGCUCACCGCGGCCUUGAAGGUAGCAAAAAAAAAAGUAUGUACAAAGUAGAUUUCCAGGUGCAAGAAGGAGGUUUGUGAACUAACCUCACCUCCCUCAUAAUUCCCAUCCUGAUUACAGCAAAGAAAUAAUGAAGUAAUAUUAUAGCCGCUUUUCAUGCUAAUUUCACUAUAUGAUCACGUGAGUUGUAAGCGACUGUUAAAAAGUAUAUAAGCCUCCUGAUUUUGCUCUUGGGGGGGGACCCCUUCCAAGUGCUUGGGAAAUCCAUGUCACUUUGGAACUCCCCCUACAGCUGUAGUUUCUUUUGAAUAAAAGCUUCUGCUGACCUGA
Alligator mississippiensis (American alligator) is the source of this 9969-nucleotide messenger RNA. It is a transcript of the gene MYBPC3, whose product is annotated as myosin binding protein C3. Lineage: Eukaryota; Metazoa; Chordata; Crocodylia; Alligatoridae. Gene Ontology annotation, molecular function: protein binding. Bases 74 to 3910 code for a protein of 1278 amino acids. The transcript has 34 exons. The record is from RefSeq and is a predicted model, not a curated record.